Messenger RNA from Clonostachys rhizophaga, 489 nucleotides. The record is from the annotation of a GenBank genome assembly. NCBI's taxonomy places the organism in Eukaryota, Fungi, Ascomycota, Sordariomycetes, Hypocreales, Bionectriaceae.
AUGGCCGAAUCUGAGCUCGCGCCCAAGUUUGCGCCCUUCAUUGGGAUGGCCGGUAUCGCCGCCGCCAUGGUCUUCGGAUGUCUCGGUGCUGCUUAUGGUACCGCCAAGUCAGGAAUCGGUAUCGCCGGUGUUGGUACAUUUCGACCUGAUCUGAUCAUGAAGUGUCUGAUCCCCGUGGUCAUGUCGGGUAUCAUCGCCGUGUACUCGCUUGUCAUAUCCGUCCUCAUCGCUCAGGAUCUGUCUCCCCCGUCGCAACAGAAAUAUGACCUUUUCACAUCCUUCAUGCAUCUCGCAUGUGGCAUUGCCGUCGGCAUGACUGGCCUCGCCGCUGGCUACUGCAUUGGCAUUGUCGGUGACACUGGUGUCCGAGCCUUUAUGCAACAGUCCCGCAUCUUUGUGGGCAUGGUUUUGAUUCUCAUUUUCGGCGAAGUUCUUGGUCUCUACGGACUGAUUGUUGCUCUUAUCCUCAACACCAAGAGCAAGGGUUAA